This is a messenger RNA of Diatraea saccharalis (sugarcane borer), 3153 nucleotides long. NCBI's taxonomy places the organism in Eukaryota, Metazoa, Arthropoda, Insecta, Lepidoptera, Crambidae. The record is from the annotation of a GenBank genome assembly.
CCAUGAUCAAUGAUAUUGAUUAUACAUGAUCUUAAUUAGUAUUUUCAUCCUUUUGAUUUUUUACAUUGACCUUCUGGAAUACUCGUAAUAGUAUUCGAUUAUUUUAAGCGAGUACCAAAAUAUUCGAAUACCAAUAAUUGCCGACAAGUCCAUUACUAGACAGGGCGUGCUUGAAAACCUUAGACAGAGAGAGAUAGAAAGAUUACGCUACAAAAUCAAACGAUAAACUCUUUAAAAAAUUUACACUAUUCCAAAAUCAUAUUUAUUUUUGUAGUAAUCUAAUAUUAAAAUGAGUUAGUAUAACUUAUCGAAUAUACAGAAAUACGUCUAAAUAUUUCACCGGAAGUAAAGACACUAGCAACUCACUCAUUCAACAACGCGCCGCCGCCGCGUGUUCCGCUCCAUAACCAGCGGCUGAGCCCGCCAUUUUGUCUGUGCGCUCGUCUCUUGUCUAUAAUUUUCGGAUAGAUUGUCUUUAUGGGCAAGAUCUUUUUCGAAUAAUAUUGUGCAUUGUGAUGUAAAAUGGAUACGUGGUCGGAGUUAUGUCGAUGUUGUCUCUCCUCAAAUUGCACUAUUUCAUUAUUUGACGCUGACCAAAUUGUUAAGUUGAAAUUCAUAGAAAUUACCACUAUAAAGAUAAAAGAUGAUGAUGGUCUACCACAAAAGCUAUGUGCAGAUUGUUAUGAUAUAUUAGAGUCUGCUUGUGAAUUCAAAAAGCAGUGUCUGAAAAUGGAUGUGAACUUAAAAAGGCAACUUAACGAGUUAAUUAACCUAUCAAGUCAAGCUAAAAGCUUUGAUGAUGGUACAAUUGUAGAGGAAGACAACGACAUAGCCAAUGAUCCAGUCAAACAAUUAGAAGCCAUUAUUAAACCAGAACCAACGGACAGUGAUGAUGAUUGCUAUUAUGUUUUGGUAAUAGAUGAUAAUAAUGUUAAAGACACAACUAUAAAAGAAGAGCCAGAAGUGAAACUGCCAAAAAUAAAAGUUGAAAAUGUUGAUACCAUAGGCAAUAAAGAUACACCAGAGCCAAAUAUAACUAAUGAAAUAAUUCUUACAGACAAAGAGAAUGAUUAUGAAAACACAUUCAAGUCAUUCCUUGUUUCCAACACUAAAGUGCCUGUUAAUGUUCCAGCAACAAUUUUAGAAAAUGAGGAGGAGAGUCAGGAUAAUGAUGAUGAGAGUCAGGAACAUGAUAAUGAGAUUCAGGAAAAUUAUAAUGAGAUUGAGGAAAACGAUAAUGAGAGACAGGAACAUAAUAACUUUAAUAUGGAUGUCGAUACACAGGACAGUAACUCUCAAGAACACACAUUACAGGAAAAAGAUGAUGCGACUAACUAUCCUGAUCAUGUUAAUGAUAAUGCCAAAAGUUUAAUAAAAAUACUAACAACUAAUAAUAGUGAUGGCACAAUCUUUUUGAAAGAUGCCAACGGUAUUGAAUAUUUGGCAGACUCACUCAUUACUAGUGCUGAUGGAGAGCAGUUAGAUCAGGAAGAGGUAAUCUUCUGUGAGGGUGAUGAAACAUCACAGUUUCAGAUAUUGAAAGUAAUAGAAUACACUGAUGACAGUCAAAUUGCUACUGUAUUGCAACAAGAUGAUGGUACAUUCUUAUGUGACUGCGGUGAAGAGUGUAAAGAUUUGUCUGAAUUUGAGAAGCACCAAAGAAGUCAUAUAUUAUCCAAUGUUUUUUUAUGUAAUCUGUGUGGCAAAGGCUUUGAAACAGAAGAGAUAUUAACUGGUCAUACACUUUUGCACAAUAUGACCGGCUUACUAGUCAAAUGCCCAUUCUGUGAACAAGUUUUUAGACGGAACAGCCUCACUCAACAUAUCAAACACACUCAUAAUCAUAUCAGACCACGUUGUGAUGUUUGCAUGAAAACUUUCGCCAACACCAAUAAUCUGAAGCGUCACAUGAUGAUUCAUAGUGGUCUCCGGGAAUUUGAAUGUGAUAUAUGCUGUAAGCGUUUCCAUCAAAAAAUCACCAUGCAAACUCACAGACUCACUCAUGUGAAUCCGUACUCUUGUAAUCAAUGUGAUGAGACAUUUAUAGAUAAAGAGUUGCUGACAUCUCACAAAGAAAGUGGACAAUGCAACAAAUCAAAACUUAUUAAGGUUAAAAAUGAGUUAAUGAAGACUGUCAAACAAGAAGUCACCACAACAGUAGGUAAACUUCUUGGUUAUGCAUGUUCGCUAUGCAAAAAAAUGUUCUCAUUAGAAUCAGCAUUAGAACAACAUGUUGAACAAACACAUAUACUGAACAUAGCCGAAUUACUAUGUGCUGAGUGUGGAAUAGUGUUGCCGACCAAGAAGGAAAUGCAAAAUCAUUUAGCCAGUCAUAAGAAUUUGAAACCUAAGCAAUCUAAGAGGUUUGAAUGUAGAAUAUGUGGCAAGGGUUGUACUAGUCAGGCUAUGUUGAUAAUGCAUGAGAGGGUACACACAAAUGAAAGACCUUUUCCUUGUCAGUUAUGCUCUCUCCGUUUCAAGACUAAAACACAUCUUCGUACACACCAGCUCACUCAUACAAGAGAAAAGAAAUUUGGAUGCUCUGUGUGCAUGAAAUUCUUUGCUCUGAAAGGCAACUUGGUAGUACACUUACGAACACAUACUGGUGAGCGUCCUUAUGUUUGCUCAAUUUGUGGAGAAGCAUUCAUUGAUUCAAAGUAUUUAAAGAAGCAUAAGUUAAAGAAACAUUCAAUAGAAAAUGUUCCUUGGAAUCAAUAUACACAAUCGAAUCAAGAAUGAAACUUUAUGCUGCAACACUUUCUUUUUCAUUUUCAUUUGCUUUUAUUGAAGUGGUCUACUUUUGUUUUUUUUUUUAAUGAUAAUCAUUUAAAAUUAUCAUUGUUUUUAUGAAGUGGGAUAACACUAGUAUCAUUUAUUAUGUAAAUAUAUGUCGUAAAAUAAGCAUAAUAAUACUAUCUUAAUAUCUUUUUUCUGUAUCCAUGCGAUGUUCAAAUGUCGUAUGAAGAAUUUUGAGUACUGCAAUUUGUUGCUAAUGUCUUUGUACUGCAACUAUAAUAUGCUUAUUUAUUAGAUAUAUCAUUGUAAGACAUUAUGGAGGUGUAUCAGUUUUAAAGAAAAUUUUAAAUCUUUAGUGUAGUUACAACUGACAAUGAAAAGUUUUUAUUUAAAUGCAAUAAAAUAACUCAAACCUUC